UGUCCGAAGCAUAGAACGGAUCGACCGGGGUCAAGUUAGCGAGGAAUUUCUUCCUGUCCGACGACCUUCAAGGCACGGGCGACUCGGAGCCCCUCCGGGAGGACAGAUCCUUUUCUCAUGUACGUCAUGAACGCCGAAGAUCAAUGUACCUCCUGAACUAGUUUUUGCUCCUGUGUUAAACCGGCUUCGUUAAAGAAUACACUUAUCACGCUCUGUGUAUCAAGGAACCAAAUUUUUAUGAUCCGCAAAGGCCUUAGUGUAGGAAAAAAUAUUACGACUUCAAGCUGGAAGGAAAAAAUAAGCACGAAAACGCGUUUCAACGUGAUCGUGAGAGAUUGUGGAUCGUGCCGCCGCCGCCGCCGAUGAUUGACCACCGCGGAACCGGUCGUCAGUCGCAAUCUGAACGGAGAUAUGGCAGGAAGGACAAUGAUGAUGCUCUCAGGCUUUGCUAUAUGUGCGGUAAUCGUUGGAGUGGUAGUGGGACAACUUCCGAAUGUGGACCGCGUCCUCGGCGAUGAAAUCUUUGGCUAUCCGGUCGACGAGGCAAUCAGUCCGCAGCUGCAAAAUGCACGCAACCGUACACCUAUAUUUGUGCCGCAUAAGUGUGCAGAAAACGAAAUUCUCUAUCCAGGCGACCACAACAAUGAUUGGGUCUGCGAUUGUCGACCAGGGCACGUGUACUAUCCAAAGGAAAAUAAAUGUUACUCCCUGUUUACGAAGGGAUUUUGUCAGCAGGGCGAGUACGUCGAUGUUAUGCGGCCAUCGUUGAUUGUGGGUUGUACCAAAAAUGUCUGCACCGGCCGAAACAUGGUACCAUAUAAUGGCCAAUGCGUGGAGCUGUACCGUCACAAUAAAAUCUGUCCGUUGGUCGGACGCACCUAUUGGGUGAUUGGUGUCAACGCAACUACACUGCAGCUAGAUUGCGUAAAGAGUCUGCCAAAUGAGGUGACUACGUUGCAGAACCGGAACCAGGAUGAGGAUACGGCUGCUUCGGUCGAAUCAAUACUGUUUGAGGGAGCGAACCGCUGCUCCAAUGGAACACGUACUAGGUACGAAGGAUUAUGCUAGCAGAACUUUGUCUACUCAAAAAUUACAACGGAGGUAUUGCGAGUUUCGGUAUUUGCUUAUGACCCAACUUAGAAGAAGUAAAAAAACAUUAUCAACAAACAAACAUAGAUUACUUUAAGACUGCAGCUGAGCCAUUAUUAUUGUACAUUUUUAGCCUUCUUCGAACGGACAUUGCUAAUGUUUGUAGAACCGUCGCUCGGUCCGUCGAUGGAUUCCUCAUCGUCAGGAGCGCGACGUGAUAUUCGUUGUUUCAGUUUUUGACCCCCAACCGCCUGUAUGAAGGGUGACUGGUGAAACUCGGGCCAGUUGAUGAACUCAUUGAACAGGGUUAACACCUGAGCGGGUGUCAGCUCGCCAAACUCGGUGUAGAUAGUCAUCUUGUCCAAGAAGUCAUUAGCUACGAGCGGAACGGACUUAAGCAGCUGGCUUGGUAGAGGGCUUGGUGGAACUUUUCCUACCGUAGCGUAGUUAGCGUUCAUUAUCAAACGACUACCGCAAUGAGGUAUCCAGUGUCUGAAAAACAAAUUAAUCCAACUAUAUAUGCGUUUCUGUUACACUAGUAAUCGAACAUGAACUCACUCUAAC
This is a messenger RNA of Anopheles bellator, 1653 nucleotides long. RefSeq lists its product as uncharacterized. The transcript is spliced from 3 exons. The record is from RefSeq and is a predicted model, not a curated record. The coding region runs from base 412 to 1068 and encodes 218 amino acids. NCBI's taxonomy places the organism in Eukaryota, Metazoa, Arthropoda, Insecta, Diptera, Culicidae.